AUGGCUCAGGACAACGCCGCCUUCUGCGGGGUCCCCGAGGGGGUCCCCACGGGGGUCCCCGCCGAGGCCAAGCCCCCUCCCCCGCCCCCCCAGGCCCCCAAACGCCGCCCGUGGGGGGCCGGGGGGGGCGCGGCGGCCCGGAAGCGCCAGCGCUACGUGGAGAAGGACGGCAAGUGCAACGUGCAGCACGGCAACGUGCGCGAGACCUACCGCUACCUGACCGACAUCUUCACCACCCUGGUGGACCUCAAGUGGCGCUUCAGCCUCCUCAUCUUCAUCCUGGCCUACGCCCUCACCUGGCUCUUCUUCGGCCUCAUCUGGUGGGUCAUCGCCUACAGCCGCGGCGAUCUGGAGCACCUGGGCGACCACACCUGGACGCCGUGCGUCAACAACCUCAACGGCUUCGUGUCGGCCUUCCUCUUCUCCAUCGAGACCGAGACCACCAUCGGCUACGGCCACCGCGUCAUCACGGACACGUGCCCCGAGGGCAUCGUGCUGCUGCUGCUGCAGGCCAUCCUGGGCUCCAUGGUCAACGCCUUCAUGGUGGGCUGCAUGUUCGUCAAGAUCUCGCAGCCCAACAAGCGCGCCGAGACGCUGGUGUUCUCCUCGCACGCCGUGGUGUCGCUGCGCGACGACCGCCUGUGCCUGAUGUUCCGCGUGGGCGACCUGCGCGACUCGCACAUCGUGGAGGCCUCCAUCCGCGCCAAGCUCAUCCAGUCCAAGCAGACGCAGGAGGGGGAGUUCAUCCCGCUCGACCAGACCGACCUGAGCGUGGGCUUCGAGACGGGCGACGACCGGCUCUUCCUGGUGUCGCCGCUCAUCAUCAGCCACGAGAUCGACGAGCGCAGCCCCUUCUGGGACGUGUCGCGGGGGCAGCUGGAGAGGGACGACUUCGAGAUCGUCGUCAUCCUCGAGGGCAUGGUGGAGGCCACAGGGAUGCCUUGGUGGCAUGGGGACAUCUCAGUGGUGCAAGGACACGGUGUCUUUGUGUGGAUACAUCCAUGGGGACGUCACCUCCGUGGGACACAUCGUCUUUGUGGGGACGUAUUGUCUUCGUGGGACACGUCUGUGGGGACACCUCCAUGAGGACAUACCAUGUCCAUGGGGCACAUCCGUGGGGACAUCUCCAUGAGGACACAUCAUCUCCGUGGGGACAUCUCCAUAAGGACACAUCAUCUCCAUGGGGACAUCUCAUCUCGAUGGGGACAUCUCCAUGAGGACACAUCAUCUCUGUGGGGACAUCUCAUCUCUGUGGGGACAUCACCUCCAUGGGGAUCCAUGACCUCCAUGGGGACACUUCUUGGGACCCAUCACCUCCAUGGGGACACAUCAGUGGGGACGUGUCAUCUCC
This is a messenger RNA of Haemorhous mexicanus (house finch), 1351 nucleotides long. RefSeq names its product potassium inwardly rectifying channel subfamily J member 9 (gene KCNJ9). The record is from RefSeq and is a predicted model, not a curated record. Gene Ontology annotation, molecular function: G-protein activated inward rectifier potassium channel activity. Bases 1 to 1086 code for a protein of 361 amino acids. The transcript is spliced from 2 exons. Lineage: Eukaryota; Metazoa; Chordata; Aves; Passeriformes; Fringillidae. Gene Ontology annotation, biological process: regulation of monoatomic ion transmembrane transport; potassium ion import across plasma membrane. Gene Ontology annotation, cellular component: plasma membrane.